Messenger RNA from Paramecium octaurelia, 173 nucleotides. The record is from the annotation of a GenBank genome assembly. Lineage: Eukaryota; Ciliophora; Oligohymenophorea; Peniculida; Parameciidae.
AUGAAAGACAAUCAAAAUUAAUUUGAUAAUCAAGAUUUUCAAACAGAAUUUUAAGGUAUUUUAUUAUAAUAUUAGAAGGAUAGGAAUAUUAAGCUAUUACUGAGAGGAUUGGUGAAGUAUUACGUCAUAAAGUAACUAGAUUGAUUAAUCAAUUUGUAAAGUAUUUUAUAUGA